AUGGAUCCAAGGAAUCCAUAUAGCCGAAAUUCUGGUUAUGUGGGGCUUCUUAACAACCUUCAGAAUAACAACGUUCAGGAUAACUUUCCUUAUGAAAGUUAUCCUUCCAGUGUCGACAUUGGCGCCUCUGAAAACCCUCCCUUCAGUUCCCAAGAGCCUGAGGGUCCAUCCCAACCUGAGGACACACCAGUGGAGCGUUUGGUGAGAAGAAAAUGGACGCCGCGUGAUGACGAGGUGGUGAUUAGUGUGUGGCUUAACAAAUCAAAGGACGCUGUUGUCGGAAAUUCUAUGAAGUUAAAGACCUUCUGGAAAUGCGUUGAUGAGUUCGUUGCAGAAACUCUUCAUGAGAAGAUAGAGAAUGUUCACUGUAAGCAGAGGUGGCACAAAAUCAAUGAUCAAACGAACAAGUUCUGUGCCGCAUUCUCUGCUGCAGAGAGACAAAUAACCAGCGGUCAGAGUGACAAUGACUUACUAAAGGUGGCUCAUCAAAUCUUCUACGCUGAUCAGGUGUUCCUCGGAAGGUUGGGGUUCAUUACCCUCGAGCACGCGUGGUGUGUCCUGCGGCACGAGCAAAAGUGGAUAAGCCUUAACACACCUACGCCCACCGGUGCAAAGAGAAAGAGUGGUGAAGUGAAUUCUGAAACUGUCGGCGCUCAUGUAGGUGAGGAGAGUCCACAAGCACCAGUGCGUCCUGAAGGUAUCAAAGCUGCGAAAGCAAGCAGGAAUAGUAGUAAAGGGAAGGCUAUUGAGGACUAUAAGAGCAUUUACGAGCUCAAGUGUGAAGAUUUGGCGAGGAAGGAGAAGCUGUCUAAGAUGGCGAUAUUAGACACUCUCCUUGCUAAGACGAGUCCACUAAGUGAGAGUCAAGAAACCGUAAUGAACAAGCUCUUGGCCGAACUCUUCUAG
Brassica napus (rape) is the source of this 906-nucleotide messenger RNA. RefSeq names its product glutathione S-transferase T2-like. Bases 1 to 906 code for a protein of 301 amino acids. The record is from RefSeq and is a predicted model, not a curated record. Lineage: Eukaryota; Viridiplantae; Streptophyta; Magnoliopsida; Brassicales; Brassicaceae. The transcript has a single exon.